This is a messenger RNA of Telopea speciosissima, 1282 nucleotides long. RefSeq names its product BTB/POZ domain-containing protein At1g21780. The coding region runs from base 7 to 1086 and encodes 359 amino acids. Lineage: Eukaryota; Viridiplantae; Streptophyta; Magnoliopsida; Proteales; Proteaceae. Gene Ontology annotation, molecular function: protein binding. The transcript has 4 exons. The record is from RefSeq and is a predicted model, not a curated record.
AUACCGAUGAGCGAACUCUGCUUGCACUCUUCUCUCUCUCGUGGGUCUGAAGCUAAAGAAAAGUUGCAGAGAGGAGCCAGAGAGAGAGAAACAGAGGAGAAAGAGAUGAGUGAUUCAAAGGUAGAGACAAUCUCGAGGCUUGCUCAAUGGAGGAUCGAUAGCUUUGGCCCUUGCUCUUACAGACGCUCUGAAUCCUUCAAGGUCGGAAUCUGGAACUGGUACUUAUCAAUAGAGAAAAAUCGUUAUCUCUACAUUCGUCUCUUUCCAGAGCCUUGUCGAGCCUCGAAGGAGCAACCACCAAUUGCCAGAUUUGUUCUUCGAGUCUCUAAUAUUGGUGCUAACCGAAGACCGUACAUUUCCCCUAUUCAUGAGAGAUUGCUCCGGACCAGUGAAGACUUUGUCUGGCCUGUUGAUUCCACUUUUCAUGGUCGAUUCAUCAUUGAUGUUGAAUUUCUGGACCUUAAGAUCUGUCCAUUAAAUGGAGGGGAACCCUUAACUGUAUGGCCCUGUGAUGGAGCAAUGCAGUCUCUUGCAACUCAAACCACUCUGCGGUGCCUCUCCCGUAUGCUUGAUGAAGCUAUCCAUGCAGAUGUCACAAUCAACACGACUGAUGGUAGUUUGAGAGCCCACAAGGCUUUUCUGUCUGCAAGCUCACCAGUAUUCCGGAGCAUGUUUGAACAUGACCUUAAGGAGAAAGAAUCCUCUACAGUAGAGAUAGAAGACAUGUCACUGGAGUCAUGUACAGCUCUCCUAAGUUACUUGUAUGGGACCAUAAAACAAGAGGAUUUCUGGAGGCACCGGUUGGCAUUGCUUGGAGCGGCUAACAAGUAUGACAUUGUUGACCUCAAAGAUGCCUGUGAGGAUAGCCUCUUGAAGGACAUCAACUCCAGCAAUGUCUUGGAGAGGCUGCAGGAGGCCUGGCUAUACCAACUGAACAAGCUGAAGAAAGGGUGCUUGACGUACUUGUUUGACUUUGGCAAGAUAUAUGAUGUGAGGGAUGAGGUCAAUGACUUCUUCCGCCAUGCAGAUAGGGAACUUGUAGUUGAGAUGUUUCAGGAGAUACUUACUGUUUGGAAGCCUGUAUGAUCCCUCCUAUGCGCGCAAAACUCAUUGGCCGUUAAUACAUCCACUCACAAUUGUAUGUAUGUAGUUUUGUAUGUUUUACAAGAAUAUUACAUUGUAAUUAGUCAAUGAGACACUUGCAGCUGAGAGUGCUUGUUGGAUGUAGUGUGUGUAUUUUGUUCAGAGAUUUGCAUGGUUCAUGCCUGAAACUACUCUUAUA